AUGGUUAAGGCUACUCUUCUCUCAGCCCUCCCCGUGCUCAUGCUCGCUGAGCAAGCCCUUGGAUUCGGUUGCUCAACACACAGCUUCACCACAUGCGAAGAUAAAAUCGUUCACUGGUUCGACCCUGAUGAUGGCAUGAUUUGCGAUCCUCUUGAUUGCGGUGGUGGUCGAGCCCCCGUAAAGACCGGCGUACCAGGAUGCGCCAACUACUCGGGCACCGAGACCCGCGGAACAUCAUACCUCUCAUGCUGGAAGCCUUCGACUACUCUUGCCACCGCAUCCGCUGAAGCAACCAGUGAGGCCGUCAGUGUCGAUGCUGAACCUACCAGUACAGCUGUCGAAAUCGAGACUCAGAUCACAACCGAGAGCCAAGCUGCCGAGCCAAGCACUUCCGGAGUGAUUGAGGCGACCGUCUCUGAGCUUACCACUGUUGCCCCUGUCAUCCCCUCUCAGACACAGACGACUACUGAAACUCAAGCGACUGAGCCAGCGUCUACCCCGAUUGUCAAUCCCAACGCUGCACAGGCUUUGAAGGGUUCUUUUAUUGCUGCUGUCGGAGUUGCCAUCGUUGCGAUGUUUCUCUAG
Molecule: messenger RNA, 585 nt
Organism: Fusarium venenatum
Lineage: Eukaryota; Fungi; Ascomycota; Sordariomycetes; Hypocreales; Nectriaceae
Source: RefSeq, a predicted model, not a curated record